CACAGUGCUGGACUGAAAACCCUCUCAGCUCUCCGGCUAAGGCCACAAGAGAAGAUGCUUCACCAUUGCUCUCCAUGAGAUUACAGCAAGACUGAGCAGAGGCUGCAGCUGAUGGGCCGCUGCUGCUGCUCUUUCCAUCUUUAUCUGUCUUUUAAUUGGGACGCCGGGGAGAAAUAAAUAGCUCAACACUCACUGUUGGGAGGCAAAUGAAUGGAGCAGACUGACAGGGGAUUUCCCCCAGCUGCCUUUACACCAAUGGAGCUGGACACAAGUUUCCAACUGGCCACAAUGACCAAGACAAAGUAAUUUUCUUUAUUCAUUUUUUUUUUUUUGCUCCAAGAACAUCUCUCUAAAGCCCACAGACUGGCAUUUUUGUGGAUAAAAAACAGUUACAAUUGUGGCCGUAUCUUAGGCUUAAGGAUGUGCUCUAUAGUCCUGAUUCAUCAGUGGAGUCUGGCUGUGUUCUUGCUGUGCUCUCCUGUGACUCUUGAUGGAAAACCAGUUGAAGUACUUAAUGGCAGAAUGAGGAGGUCAGUGAGCCACGCCCAGCUGAUGCAUGACAAGGGGCGCUCCUUACAGGAAUUCAAGCGUCGCAUGUGGCUGCAUGAGCUGUUAGAGGAAGUGCACACAGCAGAUGAGCGGGCUCCACCUGUGCAGAGCAGAACCCAGAGUCAAACCUUUAGUGGGAAUGCCCUGCCUGAAAAGCCCCCAGGAGCCACUAAAAACCUCCCUGACAGGUUCAGGCUGGACAGAGACAGCUCUAACCUGCCCCAGGAGACCAACAAGGCUCUGGCUUAUAAGGACCAGCCACUCAAAGUGGCCACGAAGAGAAAAAAGAAGGCAAGGUUAGGCCGACGCAGAGAGAGUGAGAACAAGAAGCGGAGGCGGACGCGCUCAGCUACAACUGAGGAGUCUUGAAGGACGCAGUACGAGUCAAAGAGACUUUAAAUUAUGUUUAUCUGGUACUGCACUAAGACUCUGACAUAGUUGCAACUACACCGGGAUCUAAGACACUCGACACAUGACUGAUUCAUAUUAAUUACCUGGGACUGUGCUUGUAUAAUAAUAGUGUGCUCUGUAUUUUCAGUUUCAUUCUUCCUGAGUUUUGUCAUGACAUCCUCUCUGCUCCAUAUUCAUCUGGAAAUCUUUAGGCCUCCAUAUCCCAGAUUUACACCAGAGCAAUGCCAAAUGUUGUCUGCAGCUGUUGAGUGCACAGGCAGAUGAGUGGAGGUUUUAUUUAUUGCCAGAAUAAACUGUUAUCAUGAAUCUUGGAAGAAACGGGGUCUAGUUUGGUAGGCUCCAUAUGUGUUGAAAAUCUUGGACUGAGUAACAUACAAGAUCUUGACUGAGUACAUCUAUCUGGACUGUUCUGCGAUAAUUUAUUUCACUUCAAAAGUGUGUAUUUAUUUUGUGAAUGUAUUGCAGUGCUGCUGACUAAAUUCCAUGAUGCACUUUAGUUAUAUCAUGUUCAUGUUCUUAUGUGGUUGAGUUGUUUUAAUUUGAUGUCUCUUUUUGAUGGUCCUGCUUUUCUUUCCGUCUGGUAAAUUAUUGGAAUGCUUGUUCAAACCCACAGCUACCAUUUGACAUCACAGAUAAUUUAGAUAGAUCGAGUCUGAUUCAGGGGCUGUCAGACUCAUUUAAUGUUCUUCAUUUGCA
This is a messenger RNA of Cheilinus undulatus (humphead wrasse), 1656 nucleotides long. RefSeq names its product parathyroid hormone-like hormone b (gene pthlhb). Gene Ontology annotation, molecular function: hormone activity; peptide hormone receptor binding. Lineage: Eukaryota; Metazoa; Chordata; Actinopteri; Labriformes; Labridae. Gene Ontology annotation, cellular component: extracellular region. The transcript has 3 exons. The record is from RefSeq and is a predicted model, not a curated record. Gene Ontology annotation, biological process: adenylate cyclase-activating G protein-coupled receptor signaling pathway; regulation of chondrocyte differentiation; osteoblast development. Bases 421 to 918 code for a protein of 165 amino acids.